Molecule: messenger RNA, 1947 nt
Organism: Anthostomella pinea
Lineage: Eukaryota; Fungi; Ascomycota; Sordariomycetes; Xylariales; Xylariaceae
Source: the annotation of a GenBank genome assembly
AUGCCGUCCUCAUCACCGCCUUAUCAAAUGUCGUCACCGGUGCACGGCACGGGACGGCAGAAGUCGCAUUUUACCUACCGCCAAUUGAGCUUAUUGGCCUCAUACUCAACUUCAUCAGCGUUGCGUGUCAUUGCUCACAUCGAUCUCGAUGCCUUCUAUGCCCAGUGUGAGAUGGUGCGUCUGGGCAUUGCCGAGGAUCAACCUCUGGCCGUUCGGCAAUGGGAAGGACUGAUUGCUAUCAAUUAUCCUGCACGCAAGUUCGACAUCAGUCGGCAUUGUACUGUGACUGAUGCAAAGAAACUCUGCCCGAACCUCAUCGCCCAACACGUUGCGACGUGGAAGGAAGGUGAUGAGAAAUGGGCGUAUCACAACGAUGCACCAUCGCACAUCGGCACACACAAGGUCUCACUGGACCCCUACCGACUCCAGUCGAGGAGAAUCUUGGCGCUGAUCAAGGAGUGUCUACCGCAAAACCUCCAGAAGGUCGAGAAGGCGAGCAUAGAUGAGGUCUUCGUUGACCUAUCUGCUCAGAUCCACUCAAUUCUCCUGGAGAGAUUUCCGGAACUUACUAACCCUCCACCCUACGAUGAUCCGACAGAGAAGCUGCCGCUGCCCCCAGUGACUGCCCUCGACUGGCAAGCUGAUGCGCUGGUCGACCUUGACGAUACCGAGGCCGAAGCUGACGACCCCGACUGGGAUGACGUGGCUAUCCUCAUUGGAUCAGAAAUAGUUCGGGAUGUGCGGGCUGAGAUUCGUCGGCAGCUACACUACACCUGUUCAGCGGGAAUAGCGAGUAAUAAAAUGCUCAGUAAGUUGGGCUCGGCAUACAAAAAGCCUAACCAGCAAACCGUCAUUCGGAACCGGGCGGCCCAACACUUCCUGUCUGACAUGAAGUUCACCAAGAUUCGAAACCUCGGGGGCAAGCUUGGCGACCAGGUUACAUCGACUUUUGGCACCGAGACAAUCAAGGAUUUGCUUCUGGUGCCAGUGGAGCAGCUGAAGUCGAAGCUGGGCGAUGACACGGGAGUCUGGCUCUAUAAUACUAUUCGUGGCAUCGAUUCGAGUGAGGUCAACUCCAGAACCCAAAUCAAAUCCAUGCUCUCGGCCAAAUCCUUCCGGCCGAGCAUAAACAAUCUAGAUCAGGCCAUCAAAUGGUUGAGGAUAUUCACGGCAGACAUAUUCUCACGAUUGCUCGAGGAGGGUGUCCUCGAGAAUAAACGGCGGCCCAAAACCAUGAACCUACAUCACCGGCAUGGUGGCCAGACCCGGUCACGAUCCUCUGGUAUCCCCAUGGGCAAAACACUCGAUGAAAGGACCUUGUUUGACCUCGCCAAGCAUCUUCUCAAUCAGAUCAUUCUAGAAGGGAGAGUAUGGCCGUGUGCCAAUCUUAGUUUGGCCGUCGCAGGGUUUGAAGAUGGUGUCACGGGCAACAUGGGGAUAGGCGGAUUCUUGUUGAAAGGAGACGAAGCACGUGGAUCCAAGACAACCCCCCGCGAGUCGUCAAUGGAAUCCUCUGCGAAUGAACCGCCAGAGAAGAAGCGCCGCACGGAUAACCCCAGCAUCCAGCGGUUCUUUCCAAAACGGGAAACCUCUUCAGGCGGGGAUGGCGAGGGGGACCUCGACGGCAGUGAAGAUACAGGGCACCCCCGAGAUGACACGAGCGGCCGUCCAACCACGGACUCGCGGAGCCAGCAGACACCAAUCACGGAUUACAUGUGCUCCCGCUGCAAUGCAGGGCUCGAGGACGCCGAAGCAUUACAGAGCCACCUCGACUGGCAUUUCGCCAAAGACCUCCAGGACGAGGAACGUGGCAAGCCUGCAUUUGCCAGUAAGCCGGCAUCUGCUCCGCGCGGCCAGAAGAGUACGUGUGCAUCGUCGUCGAAGAAGCCUUCAAGGGGCGGCAGCAGUAAACUGGAGUACGGGCAGAGCAAGCUGAAGUUUGGAUGA